AUGUCGUCGGUCCGGGCGCGGGCCAGCAUGCGGCUUCCGCCGGAAGUGAAUCGCGCGCUAUACGUGCGGAACCUCCCCUUCAAGAUCACCGCGGAGGAGAUGUACGACAUCUUCGGCAAGUUCGGCGCGAUCCGGCAGAUUCGGCUCGGCAACGCGUCCGACACGCGCGGGACCGCGUUUGUGGUGUACGAGGACAUCUACGACGCGAAGAAUGCCGUCGACCACCUGUCCGGCUUCAACGUCUGCGGCCGCUACCUGGUCGUGCUCUACUACCAGCAGACCAAGAUGCAGAAGCGGCUCGACACAGAGCGCGAGCAAAAGGAGCUCGCCGAGAUGCGAGCCAAGCUGGGCAUCGACACGGGCGACGAGGGGUACAACCUCGCCAAGCGGUAG
This is a messenger RNA of Emiliania huxleyi CCMP1516, 393 nucleotides long. RefSeq lists its product as hypothetical. NCBI's taxonomy places the organism in Eukaryota, Haptophyta, Isochrysidales, Noelaerhabdaceae. The transcript has 2 exons. Gene Ontology annotation, cellular component: U2 snRNP; precatalytic spliceosome; catalytic step 2 spliceosome. The record is from RefSeq and is a predicted model, not a curated record. Gene Ontology annotation, biological process: mRNA splicing, via spliceosome. The coding region runs from base 1 to 393 and encodes 130 amino acids. Gene Ontology annotation, molecular function: RNA binding.